GAAAAUGAAUCCAUUCAUCAACUAGUAUUUACUUCAAAUCUGGACGUAAAAAGGAAGGUGAAAGUAAUGGCGGGAUCAGCUAUAUCAGUCUAUGCCUUGGCCUUUUGGCAGCUUCUUUGCUUCUUCUUCGUCCUUGGCCUUGUUCAUAUGGCUCGAGCUCAAAAUCAGACCUCCAAUGCUGCUACUACUCCUUCUGAAGUGAGUGCUCUGAAUUCCAUCUUCAACAAAUGGGGUUUAUCGGCGCCAUCGAAGCAAUGGAACAUAAGCGGAGGAGAACCAUGCAGUGGAGCUGCCAUCGACUCAACCCCCUUCGUAGAUCCAAAUUACAAUCCCUUCAUCAAAUGUGAAUGCGAUGCUACUACUUGCCACAUUGUCCAACUGAAAGUUUUUUCGUUGAGUGUUUUUGGUGUAAUCCCAGAUGAACUAUGGACUUUGACUUACCUGUGGAAUAUUGACUUGCGCCAAAAUUACUUGACAGGUACCCUGUCACCAUCCGUUGGCAACCUAACUCGCAUGCAGUACCUGUCCGUGGGUAUCAACUCAUUAUCGGGGCAGGUUCCAAAGGAACUUGGAAAACUUGCUGAUUUAAGAUCACUGGCAUUUGACAUGAAUAACUUCUCUGGCAGUCUGCCAUUAGAGCUUGGGAAUUUAACAAAGUUAGAGCAAUUGUACAUUGCCAGUUCUGGAAUUAGUGGAGUUAUACCUUCAACAUUUUCUUCUCUACAAAACCUGCAAACAAUGUGGGCUUCAGACAUUGACCUUACAGGCAGCAUACCUGAAUUCAUUGGGAACUUGUCAAACCUUAAAAGCUUGAGGUUUCAGGGUAAUUCCUUUGGAGGUGCAAUACCAUCAUCAUUUUCCAAACUAACCUUGAUGGAGAACUUGAGAAUUAGUGAUUUAUCUAAUGGAAGCUCCUCACUGGCAUUUCUUAAGGAUAUGAAGUCUCUGAAUGUCUUAAUUUUGAGGAAUAACAAUAUUUCUGGAGUUAUCCCAUCCAAUAUUGGAGAUUACCGAAGUUUGUCACAACUGGAUCUGAGCUUCAACAAUUUAACUGGACAGAUUCCUGAUUCACUAUUCAAUUUGAGCUCUCUCUCUUACUUGUUCCUUGGGAAUAAUAAAUUGACUGGCCCCCUUCCUGCACAAAAGAGUACGUCUCUUCUGAAUGUAGAUGUGUCAUACAAUGAAUUGUCUGGGAGCUUUCCUUCUUGGAUUAGCCAACAAGACUUGCAACUCAACUUGGUUGCGAAUGACUUCACAAUUGAAAGUUCAAACAACAGGGUUCUGCCUUCAGGAUGGAGCUGUCUUCAGAGGAACUUUCCCUGCUAUAGGAAUCCACCCAUCUAUUACAACUUGUCAAUUAAGUGUGGUGGUCCACAGAUUACAUCCAGAAUCAAUCAGAUUGUGUAUGAGAGGGAUAACGAGGCUCUGGGUCCGGCUACAUAUUACUUGACUGGUACAAAAAGGUGGGCAGUAAGUAAUGUUGGACGCUUUGGCGAGAACAACAAUGCCCGGUACACGAGUAACUCUUCAUCUCAGAUCGCAGAUACCUUGGACUCGGAACUUUUCCAGACAGCACGAAUAUCUGCUGGAUCACUGAGGUACUAUGGGCUAGGGCUUGAGAAUGGAUAUUAUAACGUGAGUCUCCAGUUUGCAGAGAUAUCCAUCCUCAAUCCUACAAAUUGGAGAAGUCUCGGGAGGCGUGUUUUUGAUAUAUACAUCCAGGGGAAUCUGGUGUGGAAGGAUUUUGACAUACGAAAGGAGGCAGGUGGGACCUCUUUCCAAGCUGUUCAGAAGGAAUUCAAGGCGCAGGUAUCUGAAAACUACCUUGAAAUCCAUCUCUUUUGGGCUGGUAAAGGGACUUGCUGUGUGCCUAGUCAAGGUACAUAUGGACCUUCUGUUUCAGCAAUCAUUGCCACCCCAGACUUCAUCCCCAGUGUUAGUAACAAACCUCCAACCAGCAGUAAGAAGAGUAAGACUGGCUUGAUCGUCGGGAUUGCUGUUUCUGUUGGUGUAAUAAGCUUUCUGUCUGUACUUGCAUUUUGCUGUUUUCUUCAUCAGAAAAGAAGGGCACGCCAGAAUGUGGAUGAAGAGCUCCAAGGGAUGGAUGCUAGGCCCUAUACUUUCGGUUAUGCUGAACUAAAGGCUGCAACAGAAGAUUUUAAUCCUGCAAACAAACUUGGGGAGGGAGGCUUUGGACCCGUUUUCAAGGGAACUCUUAAUGAUGGGAGGGUUAUUGCUGUCAAACAACUGUCUGUGGCAUCCCACCAAGGAAAGAGUCAAUUUUUUGCGGAGAUCGCUACAAUAUCUGCUGUUCAACACAGGAAUCUUGUGAAAUUGUAUGGAUGUUGCAUUGAGGGGGAGAAACGACUGCUUGUUUAUGAAUAUCUUGAAAACAAGAGUCUUGAUCAAGCAUUGUUUGCAGGGAAGACAAGUUUGUGUCUUAACUGGCCCAUUCGUUUCAAUAUAUGCUUGGGAGUAGCAAGGGUUCUAGCUUAUCUUCAUGAGGAAUCACAGCCGCGCAUAGUACACAGAGAUGUGAAAGCCAGCAAUAUUCUUCUUGACUCUGACCUCAACUCCAAAAUUUCUGAUUUUGGUUUGGCCAAACUUUAUGAUGACAAAAAGACGCACAUAAGCACUCGUGUUGCAGGGACAAUUGGGUAUCUUGCACCUGAGUAUGCGAUGCGUGGGCAGCUUACAGAAAAGGCCGAUGUGUAUGGAUUUGGUGUUGUAGCUCUUGAGAUUGUCAGUGGAAGGAGAAAUUCUGACUUAUGCUUGGAAGAAGAAAUGACGUGUCUUCUUGAAUGGGCUUGGCAUCUCCACAAAAGCAACCACGAAGUUGAGUUAGUGGAUGCCAAUUUAUCAGAAUUCAAUGAGGAGGAAGUAAAACGAGUAAUAGGAGUAGCUCUUUUGUGCACCCAAACAUCCCCACAGCUACGCCCAUCCAUGUCACGUGCAGUGGCAAUGCUUUCAGGAGACAUCGAAGUUAGUUCUGUUAUUUCGCCGCCUGGAUACAUGACUGAUUGGAAGCUUGAUGAAGCAACAGGUUUUAUAACUACUGAUACUCCAGCUUCUAAAGAUGAGUAUAGCCACUAUAGCUCAUCUACAAAUACAAGCACGGUGACUGAUCCAGACCUUACACCCAUAAAUGCCACUAGACCUAUGCUUCAAGAGACUAUUGAAGAAUGUAGGUGAAGUUUGUUUUUGCUUCAAGGAAGAGAGAGAUGAGAUUUCUUUUGCGUAUAUUAUUGUUUGUCCUUUAUAUCCGCUGAGAGUUUAAAUGAUGACUUUUGUUGUAUAUCAAGUAUCGAAAUAGGAUAUCUGUUGUGGAAUGUGUCAAAGACAUUGAUUGGUUCCGGCAAAGAAUUUGUUCAGUGCAUGGCCGACCAUCCGGGCAGUAGGUAUAUGAGAUUUUGAUGUGCAUCCAAGGUCAAGUGGGAUGAAACUGUAAAUCCCAACUGAUUAUUGUGUGCAUUUGAGAUUUUGAUCGGAUAUUAGACAUAUCUGAUCUGUUGUUGUCUAUUGAAUUCUGGUAUUUCUUA
This is a messenger RNA of Rhododendron vialii, 3539 nucleotides long. RefSeq names its product probable LRR receptor-like serine/threonine-protein kinase At1g56140. The coding region runs from base 67 to 3192 and encodes 1041 amino acids. The transcript is spliced from 24 exons. Gene Ontology annotation, biological process: protein phosphorylation. Lineage: Eukaryota; Viridiplantae; Streptophyta; Magnoliopsida; Ericales; Ericaceae. The record is from RefSeq and is a predicted model, not a curated record. Gene Ontology annotation, molecular function: protein kinase activity; protein binding; ATP binding.